This is a messenger RNA of Ostrea edulis (European flat oyster), 5869 nucleotides long. Its product is annotated as splicing factor 3B subunit 2-like. Gene Ontology annotation, biological process: mRNA splicing, via spliceosome. NCBI's taxonomy places the organism in Eukaryota, Metazoa, Mollusca, Bivalvia, Ostreida, Ostreidae. The coding region runs from base 2526 to 5642 and encodes 1038 amino acids. Gene Ontology annotation, cellular component: U12-type spliceosomal complex; precatalytic spliceosome; catalytic step 2 spliceosome. The transcript is spliced from 21 exons. The record is from RefSeq and is a predicted model, not a curated record.
GCUCGAAAUGUACGAAAUAAUAAACAACAUGGAGUCGCUUCCCGAUACCAUCGAUGAAUAUAAAAAGUUUAAAGUUGUGGAAUUAAAGGAACUACUCUCGAAAUUUGGACUUCCAACCAACGGUUUGAAGGCUGAUUUGAUCGAGAGGCUCUAUCAAUUUAAAGUUCAGACAACACAAGAUGUAAAGGGAGAUGAGAAUGCUGGGGAAGGUCAGAAACUGAAUUGAGAUUAUUGAUAUUGUAUACAUGCAUUAACUGAUCAAUCUCUGAUUUUUGUCAUAUUCACAGAGCCCAGUUCAUUAAAAUUCUUAUCUUUGAGUUGUACAAUGUUAGUUGAUAGCAGAGCUCUUGAAAUAUCACCUACCUGCAAUUAUACUUUAGUUAAAAUUAUGUGUGAAGGUCUGAGUUUUUGUAGUGUAUACACACAUGUACCCACAAAUUAAAAUCCUCCAUAAUUUGGAGAAAGUGGGGUGUGUAAUGAUACGGUUGAUAUGAUAACAAUAUAUUGGGAUGCAUUAUGACUAUAUCACUUGGUAAUUUUUAGAAAAUUGUUUGUUAGCCCUGCUCUGACUGACUGACAAAAAACGUCUGCCUCAAAACUUCUUUAAGUGUCCAAGAAAUGGUAGAUUUUUUAAAGAUUUCGGAAUAUUUUCAUCUUCUUUGACAUCAGUUUUUAGCUCUUCUGAGCCGAAGGCUCAAAGAGCUAAUCAUAUGGCCAUAUGUCUGGCGUGCGGUGUGCGUCAACUUUUUGGAAAAAGGGCUAUAUCUCAAGAACCCCUUGGCCAAUUUUUGUCAAAUUUGUCACAGGGUAUCCUUGGCCCAAGGGCUUUUAUUUGUACUAAAACUAGAGUUGUGACCCUUUAACAAGGGGAGAUAAUUAGGAAAAUGCAAACAAAAGUAGUGGUUGCUAAAAAAUUUUCUCAAGAACCACUGGGCAAAUUAUCACCAAAUUUAUGCAUAAGGAUGAGGAUAGGUUGUAGAUAAAAAAUUGUUCAAGGCAUCAUCCUGGGGCAAAGGGUGUGGUCUCAAGGUCUUUUGGAAUUUGACGGCUAUAUUUGAAUACUAUUUGACUUGUCAGUUGAUGCAUCUUGAGUCUUCAGUGUGUCGACCAAAAGUAGGUCACUGUGACCUACUUUUGGACAGUUACAUUUAAAUUUUCAGGUUCUAUUUGACUUAACAUCAUCAAACUUUGUUAAUUGAUGAAUCUUGGUUAGUGAGAAUUUUUGCCUGUUCUACAAUAUAUCAGAAAAGCGAUUCAAGGCCCAUGGGCCUCUUGUAAUUUGACAUCUGCUAUUGAUCUUACAUUGAAAUGUUUAAAUCAACUUAAUGCUAUAACUAUAUCAGGGGUGGAAUCUAUUUGGUGUCAGUUUUCCCCAAUUUAGUAAACAAGGUCCUAUUGUCCAUAAAUCCCUCAACUGACUUCAGCAACAACAUGCCAGUGCCAGCAGAACCGUUCAGUUUCAGAAAUGUCCUGUUGUUCUGUCUGUAUGUCCCUCUUGUAAAGUCAGAGGAGAUAUUCCAGCCCCAAAAAACUAUGAACUUUAAACAUUGUCAAAGUCACUUUACUUUGCUUUCAUUUCAGUGAUUUUUUAAAAGUAUUUUCCUACCUACCCUAAUUUGAAAUGCUGAGUCAGGAGAGUGCAAACAAACAAUUAUUUAAAGGUGGCCUAAUGCAUAUUGCAAUAUAUUGUUACAAUAAAAAGACUAGCACAAAUUUAAUCAGUUCUUCUAUUUAUUAGCUUUUAAAAGAUGUAAUUGUUGAUCUUGUUUGUACAUGUACUUGUAUCCAAAGUGCCCUCAUAUUUUGCAUUGAACCUUUUUGUCAGGCAAUGUGAUUGUACUUUAACAAUUUUGCUGCCAUCUUUUGUAAAUGUUGUUAGGAGAAGAACUCCUCAACCAGGAAUUCAAGUUCUUGUGAAUGUGUUCCUUGUUUUCCUGACCCAGGAAAAUUUGAUUCCCCUGAAAAUAAGACAUUCUACUGUAAUUUGUAGAAAAUUCCCUAGGAAAGAGAGUGAUGUAUUUUGAAAUUGCAUAGCGAACUUUUAAAUGCUUGUAACAACAAAUAUAAACAAUUUGUUUUUAUGUAAUGUCAAAGAUAUUAUUCUACAGUAAUUGUAGUAAAUUUCCUAGGAAAGAGAGUGAUGCAUUUUGAAAUUUGAUUGUGAACUUCUAGAUGUGUGUAACAACAAAUAUAAACAAUUUGUUUUUAUAUAAUGUCAAUGAUAUUAACAGUUCUAAAUUCUUUUCCUGUUUACUGUGUUUCAGAUAAUGACAAUGAGGUAAGUCAUACCAUUUUGUCUUUUCAGCGUAAUGGAAAAUUGUUGUUGUUGUGUGUAGUGUAUAGAUUGAUUGUACAAUUAUAUGACAAUCUCUGCAUUUUAGAUCUUAACAUAUAUGAACAUUUCACCAUUUUGUCACUGUGCAAGUAUAAUUUCCCAUUUGUAGCAGAAUCAAGAGCCGCCUCCCCCCAGACAGCCUUCUCCUCCCCAGCCAGCCAGUCAGUCAUGGACUGCUCCUGCUGAUGGUAUGACUUCUCCACAGAUGGCUCCUAUGCCACCUCAGAUGAUGCCCAGACCUCCUUUGGGUGGACCUCCUCCUAGACAGCCAUUUCAAAUACCCACUCAUUCUGCCACUCCACAACCCCCAGAACCAAAAGAUCAUUUGGACUCUGACCCUGAGUUUCAGAGAAAAUUAGCUAUACAGAGGCAGCUUAUUAAUGAGGAGGAGCAAAAAAAGAAGGAGGCAGCAGCCUUAGCUCAAAAAGCUCUCCUCCUGAGUCAGAGAGGUGGCCCUGGAGCCAGCCCAGCCCUUCCUAGUGGAGAUCUUAUGGAGAAGGUCAGACAACAACAGGUCAUGAUAGAGAUGGAGAAACAAGAGUCGAUGAGACAGAUGCAAGAAAAAGCAAUAAACCAAGCAGAACAGGACCUUCGUCUGAAGGAAGCAGAACUUCUACGUCAGCAACAGAUUGCCCUGAUGGAAGCGCAGAGAGAGGCACAAGAGAAACGCAUGCAGGAGCAACAACAGCCACCGGGUCCUCCUAUACAUGUUGCUCCAUCCCAGCCCCCACUGCAGCAAGCUGUAGUUCCCCCUCCCCCAGGAUUGGCUGUACCACCGCAGCAGGGAACUUUACCGAUGAACAUUCCAGGACAAGGUACCAUGCCUCAGCAACCAGCCAGUAUGCCAGCACAAGUCCCCAUGCAGGCACCCCCAGUAAUGCCUACACAAGUCGGGGUGCCUCCACAGGUCACCAUGACAACACCAAUGGUACCACCUGGUACCAUGGUAACACCCCAAAGGCCAGUUGGUCCAGGAAUGAUGAUGCCAACAGGGGGUCAGCAAGGUCUACUUCCACCUGGGACCCAGACGGUACCCCCAGGCAUGCAGAUUCCCGUCACUCACCCUCCCAUGCUCCAGGGGCCCCCUCCACCUGGGACCCAGACGGUACCCCCAGGCACACAGAUUCCUGUCACUCACCCUCCCAUGCAUCAGGGGCCCCCUCCACCUGGGACCCAGACGGUACCCCCAGGCACACAGAUUCCUGUCACUCACCCUCCCAUGCAUCAGGGGCCCCCUCCACCUGGGACCCAGACGGUACCCCCAGGCACACAGAUUCCUGUCACUCACCCUCCCAUGCAUCAGGGGCCCCCUCCACCUGGUACACAGCCAGUGUCUACCCAGCCACAGCCUCAAGAACGACCUCCAACUUCUGUCCCAAUAGAAAUGGAGAAACAGCCUCCACCUCAGCUUGAAUCUGGAUCAUCAAAGGAAAUUAAAUUGCCACAAGCCUUGGAGAAGGUGUUAGCUUUCAAAGAUGUCAGGGCACAGGAAGUGGGUGUUACACAUGAGGAAAUAGAACAGAUGAACACUCCAAUGGAACGUGAUGUGGAUGAGGAGGAUGCCAGUGAGGAUGUAGGGUAUGGUACAUAUGACAUGGAGGAAGAGGAGGAGGAAGGCACUAAAACGGGUGGUGUUAAAGAGUCCAAAAACAAGAAAAGAAAGAAGAAAAAGAAAAAGGCGAAGAAAAACCGACUUUUGCAGCAACAGCAGCAGCAGCCAUCAGAGAGCCCUGCUGAGGAUGUACAAGUCGAGUAUAUUCAGGAACAACUUGAGCUUGAUCCAACUGACCCAAAUUAUUUCAUCUUUUCAAAGAUCUUUGAAGCAUUCAAGAUCUCAGAGGAAAAGAAAGAAGAAAAGGUAGACAAGAAAGAAGAUGUGAAGAAAGAGAAUAUCCCUCUAAAGAAGGAGGAAGAGGACAAGGAUGAGGACAGUGACGAUGACGCUCCGGUUAAGAAAGAGGAAGAUGACGGCCAGAAACUGUCCAAGAAAAAGUUAAAGAAGAUGACACGAUUAAGUGUCGCUCAACUGAAACAACUGGUCAGUCGGCCGGAUGUGGUAGAGAUGCACGAUGUCACUGCCCAGGAUCCCCGUCUACUGGUACAUCUUAAAGCUACCAGGAACACUGUCCCUGUUCCACGACACUGGUGCUUCAAGAGAAAAUACCUCCAAGGAAAGAGGGGUAUAGAGAAACCUCCAUUUGAAUUGCCUGAUUACAUCAAAGCCACUGGAAUCAUGGAAAUGAGAGAGGCUUUAGCUGAAAAGGAAGAUCAAAAGAAUUUGAAGGCCAAGAUGAGGGAGAAGGUGCGACCAAAGAUGGGAAAAAUUGACAUUGAUUACCAGAAACUUCAUGAUGCUUUCUUUAGGUGGCAAACAAAACCUAAGAUGACAAUUCAUGGGGAUCUGUAUUAUGAGGGAAAAGAAUUUGAAACCAGAUUGAAAGAGAAAAAGCCAGGGAAUCUCUCGGAUGAGUUGAAAACUGCUCUAGGAAUGCCUCUGGGACAUAAUUCUGAGAAGUUUCCUCCUCCAUGGUUGAUUGCCAUGCAGAGAUAUGGACCACCUCCAUCAUAUCCAAAUCUGAAGAUACCCGGAUUAAGUGCCCCCAUUCCUGAGAGUUGUUCAUUUGGCUACCAUGCCGGUGGAUGGGGGAAACCACCAGUCGAUGAAAAUGGUAAACCACUGUAUGGUGAUGUGUUUGGUACACAAAGUUCAGAAUUCCAGACUCCCAUACCAGAGGAGGAUGUAGAUAAAUCUCUUUGGGGAGAAAUGGAUGAAGAGUCUUCAUCAGAAGAGGAAUCAGAGGAAGAAGAGGAGGAGGAGGAAGAUGCCUCAGGACUUGUCACUCCUGGUCCAGAGGGUCUGGUGACACCCAGUGGAAUAACGUCUGUACCAAUGGGAAUGGAGACCCCAGACAUGAUAGAGCUGAGGAAGAAGAGGAUUGAGGAUGCAAUGGAUCAAGGAGGAGAAACACCGGCUCUCUACACAAUCUUACCCGAGAAAAAAUCCUCCGUGGGUGGGGCUAUGAUGGGAUCUGCCCAUGUGUACGACACGACAGCUGUAAUAGCAGGUAAAAAAGACAAACCAGGCACAGAAGGCAUUGAAGUGGCACUUAAUCCUGAGGAGUUAGAUCUCGAUACAGCAGCCAUGCAGGCCAAGUACGACCAGACAAUGCGAGAGCAGCAGUCCCAGCUGGAGAAGGAGGACCUUAGUGACAUGGUGGCUGAGCAUGCUGCCAAACAAAAGAAACGGAAAAAACAACAGCAAGACAGUGGAAAGGCUGCAAAAAAAUACAAGGAGUUCAAGUUUUAGUGUACUUCAUCGUGUUGUAGUGACUAGUGUUCAACUUCAUGUCAUCACAAACUUAUAUCACUGACUUUUAAAAAAAAAAAUUCAAUAAAAAAAAAUAUCACAGAAAUCAUUCAUCUUAAUCAUGUUUCUUAGAAAUCAGGUGAGUUGGGAAAAAAAUAUGAAUUUCAACUCAUUUUAAUGUUGUACAAUAUGAUGAAUGGAUAUUAAAAAAAGUCUUUACACCAGAA